AUGAUCUUGAGAGGAGUUGUGGCCGCGGCGCGGUGGCUGCUGAGCGUGGAGACGGAGUUCGUCAAGGACGGCGCGAAGAGGGUGCUCCUGUGCGUGGCCCUCGGGCUCUUCCUCAGCCUGAAUCCGGCCAGCCCGUCGACCGCGGCCUUCAGCAUCGCAGCCACCACGACGCUCGGGCUCCUGGUCACGCCGGUGUCGCCGCCUACCGUCGCGCUGAUCGGCCUCGCAGCUGCCACGCUCGUGGGCACCAUGAAGGUGGGCACGGCGCUCAGCGGAUUCGGCGCGCCGCUGCUCUGGCUGGGGCUGCUGGUGCCGGUGUGCGCGAAGGGCUUCGGGAACAUCCGGGGCAGCAUCCACAACCUGGUGGGGAAUGUCAUCGACAAGGUGCCAGUAGUCGGCACCUCGUGGGCGCACUCGAUCGCAGACGUGGUGACGUCGCCGCUGCAGUGCGGGAAGGGCGACGGCCUGGCGAAGUCUCUGUUCCUGACGGGCUCCAACACGAGCCUGCUGGCGGCCGGCCUGGGCAUCGGCUGCCUCGGUGUGCAGGGCCUGGGGGUGCAGGAGUGGACGCAGCUGUCGCUGCCCCUGCUGCUCGUCCUGGCACUGAGGCCCUUCCUGCAGAGGGUUUGGAUGGUGACUGGACUCAGCCAGGAGGGCAUGCCGGCAGCGGCUGACAAGCCAAAGUACACGUUCGGCUUCGACGACUUUCUCCGGACCGUCCUCUUCGCAUGGGCCAUCACCUGCGCUGGCUUCCUGCGCUCCGUCCAGCCGGUAGCUGCCCUCCUGGGCGUGUUCGGCAUCAUGUCGCUUCGCGGGAUGGUGAGCUUCAAGGACAUCGACGAAGAGCAGUUUGGAAACCUCACCGUUUUCGCCUCCCUGGUCGUGCUCUCAGGGGGCAUCGGCAGCGUCUACAUGCGCUUGGGCGGCUUCCUGGCCAACUUCCUCCGCUCCGCGGCCGUGCUGCCAAGUGGCCUGCACACCUGGGCGCUGAUCGCGGCCUACUUGGGCCUCAGACGCUUCUUCGCGAGGGCGGAGCUGCACGUGGCCACCCUGCUGCCCACGUUUGCCGCCGCGCUCGCCCACUGUGGGAUGAGCCCCGGCCUGGCCAUCGUGACCCUCGCGCUGACCUCGAACCUGGGCGCCAGCGGCCAGAGUGCCCAAGAUGCAUUCAUGCGAUACGUGGAGGUUGUCAUAUCCGGCUGCCUGCGGAGAGUCCCGUGGCUAGUCGUUGCUCUGCCAGUCCUUGGCGCCUUCGUGGUGGAAUUGAUUGAGAACAGGUCUUCCGUCGUCGCCUGGGUAACGAGGUCGAGCAAAACCGGCGCGAAGAAGGUCGAGAAAAAGGUGGAGAAGAAGGCCGAGAAGGAGGGCGAGGGCGACGAGGAGCCCGAGGAGUUUGAAGAUGCAGGAGCCUGA
Messenger RNA from Prorocentrum cordatum, 1413 nucleotides. The record is from the annotation of a GenBank genome assembly. Lineage: Eukaryota; Dinophyceae; Prorocentrales; Prorocentraceae.